Molecule: messenger RNA, 1061 nt
Organism: Oldenlandia corymbosa var. corymbosa
Lineage: Eukaryota; Viridiplantae; Streptophyta; Magnoliopsida; Gentianales; Rubiaceae
Source: the annotation of a GenBank genome assembly
CCACCUUUCUAACUAUAGAGUUUUGUCACUAUUUAUAAACAACCUCCAAAAUAGUACCUAUUCAUCAUCAAUUUAUGCCCCAAAAAAUUAUCUAUUUUUCACAUUCAAUUAAGGAGAAAAAAAAAAGUACAUAGAAAGGAAAACCAUGUAUUCGUCCUACCAGUUGCCUAUUCAAAGCACCCCGCAGCCGCCGCCACCUCCGGUAAGGCGGCACCGCUCUGCCCGUUACUAUGCCCACCAACUCCGGGAGAGCUUUGCCACUAGGGUUUCGAAACUCGCAUGCUCCAUUUUCUUGUUCUUGCUAUUUUUGAUUGGCAUGAUCACCUUCAUCUUGUGGUUGAGUCUGCGCCCGCAUCGGCCGAGGUUCCACAUCCGCGACUUCUCAAUCCCGGCAAUCACUCAAGCAAACGGAUUCCAAAAUGCGCAGAUAAAUUUCAACGUUACGGCUCGAAAUCCAAAUGCAAACAUCGGAGUCUACUAUGAUUCUACGCAUGUUUCGGUAUGGUACGAUGAUCAAAGUGUCGGGGCGACUCCUGUACUGUUUCCGUUCUACCAAGGGCCUAAAAACACAACCAUUAUUGAUGGCAGUCUGAGUGGAGCUACACUGACGGUUGACAAUCAGAGAUGGCAGGAAUUCGUCAGUGAUCGGUCGCAAGGGAGGGUGGUGUUCAAGCUGGAAGUAACGUCGGUGAUUCGGUUCAAAAUCAGCUCGUGGAAUAGUAAGCGGCACACAAUGCAUGCAAAUUGUGACGCUGAAGUUGGUUCAGAUGGAUCCAUCUUGGAAACUUCUAAAAAUAAGAGAUGCCCGGUUUAUUUUAGCUGAUUUACUUGCCUGGUUUCAACAGAGAUGUCGUCAACCCAGUCACCCAAAGAACUAAUUAUUAUUAUUAUUAUUAUUUUGUUAAUCCCUAUUUAUUUCCCCCUUCUUCAUUCGUUCCAUUCUAUUCCAUUUGUUUUGGAUUCAAUGUAUAUUCAAUUUCUUGUCCAAAAUAUUCAUGAAUGAUGAAUUCUUAUGCGAACUGAACUACUGAAGGCAUUUUCUGGCAACUCUGUUUGAUGAC